Molecule: messenger RNA, 927 nt
Organism: Solanum stenotomum
Lineage: Eukaryota; Viridiplantae; Streptophyta; Magnoliopsida; Solanales; Solanaceae
Product: zinc finger CCCH domain-containing protein 3
Exons: 5
Coding region: 76-531 (151 amino acids)
Cellular component (GO): U12-type spliceosomal complex
Molecular function (GO): zinc ion binding; nucleic acid binding
Source: RefSeq, a predicted model, not a curated record
AAAAAGGAAACUAAGCCGAUCUGGAAACAAACGUAUAAAAGCUAUUAGGCAUUGGGAAUUUAGUUUUAGAAUAAAAUGCCGUUGGGUAAAUACUACUGCGAUUACUGCGACAAGGAAUUCCAGGAUACUGCAGCUGCUCGGAGGCGUCAUCUUCAAGGUGUUCAACAUCAAAGAGCCAAAGCUCUUUGGUACGACUCCUUGCGCAAUCCCCAGUUAUUCAACGAUCCGGACUUGUUCGGUAAAGGAGUAUGCAAUCACUUUGUUCGAACGGGGUAUUGCCAGUAUGGGGACUCCUGCAAAUAUUAUCAUCCCAAGCAAAACUCUCAAACUGUGAACCAAACAGGACUCCCUCCAGGGGAAAAUAGUAGAGAGAGUUUUCACUCAAGUAGUCAACCUUUUGGUUCGGCCUCUUUUCCAGCAGGUGAUGUGUUCAGAGAAAAGGCAGGAGCAUCACUGGGCAAUCUGCCUCCCUCUCUAAGGCCUCCGCCUGAGGGUGGUUAUCCACCUCUCCCAUUUGUUGAGUGGGGAUAGGUCUGCCACCUCAUUUACUACUCUUGUCAGAUAUGCUUUAGAGUAUGUUGACUGAAGAUGUAGAUUGCCCAAAAUAUAAAUACUAUAUUGACUAUGGAAGAAAUAGAUGUCUACAAGUUCAGUUGAGUGAUGUGCAGUUAGAAACAGGAAAUCAAAAGUGAAUGUUGGUUUUAAUUUAAUUAUAACCUGAUUAUCCUUUUUAUCAUUUGGACUUCACCAAUCUGUUAUUUAGAUUGGAAAUUUUAGUGUGGUGGCAGGAAUAACUUUACACGUUCCCUUUUUUCCCCCAAUGACCCCUUUAAGUCCUAUUAAUGUUGAUUUCGGAUGGUUAUAGUGGUUGGACCUGUAAGUAUCUACCUUUGGUGCAAGAUGUGGAUUACUAGUUUUACUGCUUGA